ACUCCGAGCCAGCUGAGAUAAGAGGAGAACCGCCCUUCUCGUUGAGCAAUCAUAGCCGUUGAUUGAGGAUAUCAUUUGAAAUAUCCAAAUCUUUAAUCCAGUAAAAUUAUUUGACUGUUCGUCUUGCCUCCUUCUGCCUGCCAUGGCAACUCGUUCACGAAAAGGUUGUAUCGACUGCAAGCAGGCCAAGGUUAAAUGCGACGAAGUGCAUCCCUCGUGUGGGACAUGUUCUCGCCGUCGCCGGCAAUGUCGGGGAUACAUAGCAUCUCAAUCUCGUCCAUCAUCUUUGAGGAACGGCAAUGCGGUAGCUCGUGCAAAAUCGCGAGGCUGUACCGAGAAGAGACGAGCUUCAAUCUCCUCUAAUUUGUCUGAAGAAGGCCGAGCAAACGACUGUUCAGAGGUUGAAUGGAUGCUAAAUGGAGAUGAUUGGAAAGCUGACAACAUUUCUUUUUCCUGCAGCUACUGGACUCCACAGUCCCCUGAAACAGAUAUCGGGGGUUCUCACGCUAUUCUCAGUUCUGCAGACGAUCAAAGUACGGUGACAUGGGAAGAUUCGAUAAACUCUCCUUCUCCCAUGCGAGGUCCGAGCCUUAUUCCUUUAAAUGAGAUUCUCGCAGCAGACAAGCGAUUCAUUGAAGUCUACUUUAUGAGACAUCCCGCAGAGGUAGUUAUGAGCAAUGAUUUCGUGGACGAGAUGAACAGGGCUGUGAUUCCUCUUUUACAGCGGAAUCCCACGGCUGUUGGUGAUUCACUAUGUGCGAUUGGCGAAAAUUAUAUCAGGGACACUAUGGGUGCUACAUUAAUCCCAAAUCGCAAAACACGACUACUCAGUCGACUGAGGUUCGCAAACGAGCACGAGAACAGUCCGGAACUAGUAUUAAUGCUACUACUUGGGCUGUCUGGGGCAGAGAUCACAGACUUCCGAUCUGACGGUGGAGGAAGCACACUACUCGGGCUCGUAGAGAAUGUAGCGCUGGUGUUGGAAUUUUACAUACGCUCGGGUAAAGAGCUCACCGAGUCAGCAAAAUACUUUGCCAGAGGCGUGGCGCGUCAAGAUCUUCUAAUCUCACUUUCGAGGAUGCGGCGUACCCGAAUAAAUUCAUCCAUCUGGUUGGACGAGUACUCGAUGAAUCACGCUGACCGGUUUAUGGGCUUCACAACAUCAUUAGCUCCGAUAUUGUCAGAACUCUGCGCUCUUGCUGAGGACGUCCAUUUUCUUAUGGACAGAUAUCCCAGUGCCAGCUACAUGUGCGACGGGGCUCAUGACUUAUUAACGUGUAAUACGGAUCUGACAGAGAGGGAAGCAUCCAUUCGGGCUAAACUUGUGGCAUGGCGCCCCUUCCGUGAUUGUUCAAUGUCGAUGCAAACAUCUCGCAAGUUUCUCCUACACGCGUAUGCUUGGAGAGCAGCAGCUCUUCUCUACCUCUUCCGCCUGUUCAGUCGCCCAGGACGCUCAAUUAAUGCAGAUCAGGUGGCCCUGAGCAUGGCUUAUGAGGUCAUGGUUCAUAUCUCCGGCCCGCCUGAAGACAUGAAACUCUCACUCUGGCCACUUUUCAUUGCGGCAUGCGAACUAGACCGACCAGAAGACCGAGAAACUGCAAUCCAAUUAUUCAAUGGUAUUUGCGACGCUCGGCCUAUCGUGACGGCUAGACGGACACAAUCAUUUUGUGUAGAUCAGAUUUGGCCAGCUAGAGACCGAGGAGAGGUCUGGGAUUGGAUGUAUCUGGUACGCCGUGGAUCGAAUGUAUUUGUGCCAUUAUAG
Talaromyces proteolyticus is the source of this 1762-nucleotide messenger RNA. Its product is annotated as fungal-specific transcription factor domain-containing protein. Gene Ontology annotation, cellular component: nucleus. Gene Ontology annotation, biological process: positive regulation of transcription by RNA polymerase II. Lineage: Eukaryota; Fungi; Ascomycota; Eurotiomycetes; Eurotiales; Trichocomaceae. The transcript has 2 exons. Gene Ontology annotation, molecular function: zinc ion binding; transcription cis-regulatory region binding; DNA-binding transcription factor activity, RNA polymerase II-specific. The record is from RefSeq and is a predicted model, not a curated record. Bases 143 to 1762 code for a protein of 539 amino acids.